This is a messenger RNA of Pogoniulus pusillus (Red-fronted tinkerbird), 2105 nucleotides long. RefSeq names its product zinc finger protein 277 (gene ZNF277). The coding region runs from base 34 to 1356 and encodes 440 amino acids. The transcript is spliced from 12 exons. The record is from RefSeq and is a predicted model, not a curated record. Lineage: Eukaryota; Metazoa; Chordata; Aves; Piciformes; Lybiidae.
AGGCCGGGGCGGGGGCAGCGGCUCGGCUGCAGUAUGGCAGCGUCCCGCAGGACCGAGGAGCCGCUGGCGCGGAGAGAUACAGAAUCUAUUUUGGAGCCUCUAUCUCUACCAGAAGCUUGCAGUGUUGCUGCUGUAGCAAGUUCUCCCGGUGUGCCUUGUAUUUUCUGUGAAGAAUGCUAUCUCUUAGCAGAACAAAACCAGCUCCUGAAACACAUGAUUAUUGAACACAAGCUUGUCAUAGCAGAUGUGAAACUGGUUGCGGAUUUCAGAAGAUACAUCUUGUACUGGAAGAAGAGGUUUGCAGAACAGCCCAUCACAGACUUUUGCAGUGUGAUAAGAACAAAUUCACAAGCCCCAUUAGAAGAGCAGGACAAUUAUUUUCUUCUAUGUGAUGUUUUACCAGAAGACAGAUUACUUAGAGAACAGCUUCAACAAAAGAAACUGAGAGACAUUCUUGAACAGCAACAACGAGAGAGAUAUGACACAAGUUUUCGUAGCAUGUGUAUGUUCUGUGAUCAAGAAUUCACAGGAAACAGAUCCAUCCUUCUCAAUCACAUGGCAAGAGAGCAUGCUUUUAACAUUGGGUUGCCAGAUAACAUUGUGAAUUGCAGUGAGUUUUUGGCUGUAUUACAGGAGAAGCUCGACAAUUUGCAGUGUUUGUACUGUGAAAAAGUCUUCAGAGACAAAACCACACUUAAAGAUCACAUGAGAAAGAAGCAGCAUCGCAGAAUCAAUGCCAAAAACAAAGAUUAUGACAAAUUUUAUAUCAUUAAUUACUUGGAAUUUGGAAAGUCCUGGGAGGAAGUACAGUCAGAGGAUGACCGAGAAUUACUGGAUAACUUAGAAGAAGAUUGGUCUGACUGGGAAGAGCAUCCUGUAUGUGCAGUUUGCUUGUUCUGUGAACAACAAGCAGACACCACAGAAAAACUGUAUCUUCACAUGCAGAAAUCACAUGGAUUUGACUUUCCUAAAAUAAAGUCAGUGCAUGGUCUGAACUUCUAUCAGCAAGUAAAGCUGGUAAACUUCAUUAGAAGAGAAAUCCAUCAUUGUCGUUGUUACAACUGCCAGGAGAAAUUUCAGUCUAAAGAAGGACUGAUAAGUCAUAUGGAAAAGACCAAACACAUUACGUUCCUGCCAGCCAGAUCUACAUGGGAUCAACCACAGUAUUAUUUUCCUACCUAUGAAAAUGAUACACUCUUAUGUACUCUGUCAGACAGUGAAGAUCUGAUAACUGAGGAUCAAAGUGAAGACAUCCCUGUCGUAAGUGAAGAUAUAUCCAAUCUAAAAGCUCUCAAACAGAGCAGUGUUUUAAACCAGCUCCUGUAUGAAGAGAACAAGAGUCAGGAAAAAUCCUAACCUUGAAUUACAGCUGCUGAUCAUUGCAUGUUUCUUCUGGAAGAGGACAAAAACCCAUAUUCUCUCAGUAAUAUUGGAAUACAAUUUAACUUGCAAUUAUUAUCACUGGGAAAAUGUUAUAUAAAUGGGAAUGCCAAAUAAACAUGUAAACAUUUCUGGUUUACCUUUCUUUAAAUUCUAGGUUUAUUUUAAAAUAAGAUGCUGAAUUUUCCACUUAGCUUUCUAAAUACUUUGUUAUUUACAAGUAGGUCUUUUCAUCUUUUUUAUUUUGAUUAUUAUUUUCUGAAUCAGAGUUAUACUUUAAGACUAUGUUGUGAAAGGCACAAACAAUUGAGACAGACAAUGUGAGCCAACAAAUUAAUCUUCUCUGUGUUAUUGCUGUUAGCAUAAGAAAAGAGCCUCAGUUUUAUUCUUGGUCCAUUAAGCACAUUUUCUGGUUUUAAUGCUAGAUCUUUUUCAAAGUGAAAACAGAUCUGUAUAUCUCUGAUUCAUCAUCAAUAUGUAAGAUACUCUCUUCUGAAAUUUGGCUCAGAAAUAUCAGUAAAACCCAUGGAUAUUUGACUGCAUGGAAAGCUGCCAGUCCAAUGCCUAAAAAUGCAUAGGGACAAUUGCAAUCUCGGUUGCAUCAACGAUCUAAAGAAUUUAAAGUAGACUUCUUGUACAGCCAUGACUUGAAAUACAAAAGAAAUUACUUAGGGCAUUGCAGACACAUAAAUCCAUGAAUCCAAAAUAAAUCCUCAAAAUGUCAA